AAAGAUAGCGAGACACUAGCGGUAGGUGCAAACUGCAGAUCGAGUCCCCCGGUCGGGCUGAGCAAUCCGGAUGGAUGUCGCGUGGGUGGCGCCCGCGGCCGUGGCGGCGGUGCUUGCCUCGUGGGCGUCGAGCGAGCUGGUGUGGAGGCCGCGCGCCAUCACCAGGGAGCUCGGCGCGCAGGGCGUGGGCGGGCCGGGCUACAAGUUCUUGGCCGGGAACCUCGGCGAGAUCAAGCAGCUCCGCGCCGCCAGCGCCGACGCCGUGUUGGCCAUCGGCUCCCACGACUUGGUCCCCAUUGUGCAGCCGCAUUUGCACAAAUGGAUCCCCCUCCAUGGACGCACGUUCCUCUACUGGUUCGGAGCGAGGCCCACCCUCUGCGUGGCCGACGUCAACAUGGUACAGCAGGUGCUUUCCGACCGCAACGGGCUAUACCCAAAGAACACCGUGAUCCCGCACAUCGCUCGGCUGCUCGGCAAUGGCCUCGUGCUCACCAACGGCGACGAGUGGAAGCGCCAUCGCAAGGUCGUCCACCCCGCCUUCGACAUGGACAAGCUCAAGAUGAUGACGGAGACCAUAUCAGACUCUGCCGGGUCGAUCAUGUCGGAGUGGAAAGCAAAGGCGGACAAGGGAGAAGGGGAGGCCGAGAUUGAGCUGAGCAGCCAGUUCGAGGAGCUAACUGCGGAUGUUAUAUCUCGCACUGCAUUCGGAGGCAGCCAUAAAGAGGGCAAACAAGUCUGUCUGGCGCAGAGGGACCUCCAGUUUCUUGCCUUCUCCGCUGUUUACAACGUCGUCCAAAUCCCGGCAUUGGGGUACCUACCAACUGAAAAGAACCUCAAGAUACGGAAGCUCGACAAGGAGGUGAGGGGCAUACUCGCCGACAUCAUCAAAAGUCGGCUCACAACCAAUGACACCAAGAGCUAUGGAUGCGACCUGCUCGGGCUAAUGUUGGAGGCGUGCAUGCCUCAGGAACACGGCCAUGACCCGCUUCUUAGCAUGGAUGAGAUAAUAGAUGAGUGCAAGACCUUCUUCUUCGCAGGGCAUGACACUAGCUCGCACAUGCUUACAUGGACCACGUUCUUGCUAAGCAUACAUCCAGAAUGGCAGCAGAAGCUCAGGGAGGAAGUGAUGAGAGAGUGUGGCAGUGCAGUUCCCACCGCUGACAUGCUCAACAAACUGAAGUUGCUCAACAUGUUCCUACUAGAAACUCUUAGGUUAUACAAUCCUGUAUCGGUCAUUCAAAGGAAGGCAGGUUCAGAUCUCGAGAUCGGUGGCAUCAAAGUGCCGCAAGGCACGGUCUUGACAAUUCCCAUCGCAACGAUACAUCGUGACAAGGAAGUCUGGGGAGAGGAUGCCAAUGAAUUCAAGCCACUUAGGUUCGAGAAUGGAGUAACGAGGGCAUCAAAGCAUCCCAACGCAUUCUUGUCUUUCUCCAGUGGGCCAAGGUCAUGCAUCGGGAAGAACUUUGCGAUGAUCGAGGCCAAGAUUGUGAUCGUCAUGAUUAUUCAGAGGUUCUCCUGCUCCCUAUCCCCAAAGUACGUCCAUGCCCCGAUGGAUGUGAUCACGCUGCGGCCCAAGUUUGGUCUUCCCAUGAUCCUCAACAGCCUAGAUAUGCAGAGACAUGAUUAAUGUGUUGGGUAUUUGUGUAGGGUUUAAUUUAUGUUGUCCACUAGAUAUGUUUGCCUAAGCUUUAUCAACUU
Molecule: messenger RNA, 1698 nt
Organism: Aegilops tauschii subsp. strangulata
Lineage: Eukaryota; Viridiplantae; Streptophyta; Magnoliopsida; Poales; Poaceae
Product: cytochrome P450 709B2-like
Molecular function (GO): monooxygenase activity; oxidoreductase activity, acting on paired donors, with incorporation or reduction of molecular oxygen; heme binding
Source: RefSeq, a predicted model, not a curated record